GUCAGGAAACCAAAGCUAACCCGCAGCAACCGCAGCGCCAAAAUUUCAAAAGACGUUUUUGUCAUGAAAGUAGAAAGUGAAAAAUAAAGCGAAUUUCUAUCCAUUUUUUAUCGGUGGCGAUAAGGAAUCUAUACUAAGAGACGCGGCCGCCGCCGUAGUGUGAAGCGUCUUAGAGAGACAUAUUCUUCUUCUUGACCAUGAGAUGUAGCCCAAGGAGACCCCUGAUCCUCAAAAGACGAAAGCUUCCCUUUCAGCAGAGCGACCCGCCUGCGAGUCAGGAUGCUUCGACGUCCCGAGAAGAUCAACGGAGCUCGUCCGCUACCCAGAACUUCCCGGAUGAUGUACGCGUCAUGCAGCACCCUCUGUUACCUGACACUCAGGUGGUGGUCAUUCCCGAGAUGGCCGAGGUACGGAACGUCAUCCAGGCGCUCACUGUUAAGAGCAAAGAGAGCGGCACCCAAGGCCCCACCAAGUUCAUCCUCCUUGGCUGGAGCGGCGGCUUACAAUCGAGCAAAACCGCCAAAGACGCCAUCCUACCGGGGAGCGCGGAGGAGCAGCAAGCGCCUCAACCUGCGGCGCUCACCGUUCAACAAUUGAAAAAGGAAGAGAAUGACAGCUGCUUUGACGACAGCCUCACCAAUAUCCAAUGGUUGCAAAAGAGCGACACUUGGCAACCGGGACCUGCUGUUGACCAGCCCAAUGAGAAGAACCAGACUGCAGUCAGUGCAGUGGAAGAAAAAUCGACAACUGAGACCCUCAAGACUGCUGACGUCCGGCCAAAAGACGCCGCGCCCGGAAAGCCCCCUUUCUCCUACAUGACCAUGAUCCAGUUUGCCAUCAACAGCAGUAAGGAAGGCCUAAUGACACUAAAUCAGAUCUACGAGUGGCUUCAGAACAACUUUGACUUCUUCAGGGACAAAAACAGGCGCAGCUGGAAGAAUUCUGUCCGCCAUAACCUCUCCCUGCACAAAAUGUUCCUCCGAAAGAUGUCGCCCGACGGGAAAGUUUCCUAUUGGACCAUUCGACCCGAGGCCAAUCGAGGGCUCACACUGGAUAAGGUGUACACGCAGCCAACACUCCCUGUUAUCAAAGCCACUGCAAGUGCGGAGACACGUGUGAAACCUCUUCUCCCCCGAACGUCGUCCAUCCUGAUCCCGUUGCAGCUCCCCCUCAACGCCACAGUGUGUUUGCCUUCAUCGUCACCACUGGCGCGGCCUCAAACUCUCCAAACUGCCAGCAGCCCCCGCAAAGCCAAGCGCAAGCGCAGUCCUAAGAUGGCGCCCGCUCAGGAUGAGGCUUCACGUGCAAAGCUGCCAAAAAUGGAGGUGAAGGAUUGCCACCUCAGGAGCCCCAAGACGCCCAGCCAGCGCCAAGAAGCGAGGGUCUCAAGACGCAAGCAGAGUCUUGUACGCCGGCAGCACGAAGAACCGCUCCUGGUUUGUUCACAGAAUUGGGACUCUGGAAUCGUCACCUCAUUUACAAACCUGAACCUGGACGCGGACCUCCACUGCCACGAGACCCCCAUGAAAGUGGGACGACUGACCUCCUCCACACCUAGCAAACUGCUGCCCUCCUGCUCCGGCGGCGGCCAGAGCUUGCUGGAUUUCAGCCCCAUCCGCACGCCCGGCGGCCCCGCUCGAACGCCUCUGCACAACUACACCACCGUCAGCCUGGAAGACUUUUACGAUAACUCGCUCAUUUUAGAGCAGCUCCAGGCCGGCGACGGCAGCAUAGCGGCCGCCAACCGCUCGCUGACCGAGGGGCUGGUUCUGGAUACCAUGAACGAAAGCCUGUCCAAGAUCUUGGUGGACCUCAGCAUGGACGACAUGCAGGAACUGGGAUUGGCUGACCUCAGCCUGUCCGACAUCUUUCCGCAGCUCAAGUAGACGGUAAUUUGUUCCGUUGCGAUUCCUUGUGCAGUUGGAAAUAUAGCCAGCGGACCUUUUUUUUUUUUUUACCUGACAGACUAAAAAGUCUUUUCAUUGAACAUUUCAUUUGACUUGACGUCUGCUCAACAGCGCUUUUUGGUUUCCUUUUGAAGAACUGCCUCACUGACACCUUUGUUUAUUCAGACAAAUAUAUAAUAAGUAUUUUGUAUUUCUGUUGAUUUUGCACAUUUUUUUCUUAUUUAAUGUGAGGGUCCUCUGUUGCCUGGAAAGUUACUUCCAGAUUUGGGGUUUAGGAAGUGGUGAAGGUUGUUUAGCAAUAAGCUAUUUAUCAGAAAUAGUAUAAGAAGCACUAUUGAUAAUUACUUGCAAUAGGAUUGUAUUAGUAUGCAAUAGUUCAUGCAGUGACUCCGAGAAGCACAGUUGAAAUGUUUGUUGUUGUUAUACGAUUGUCCAAUAAAACCGCGUU
Corythoichthys intestinalis (scribbled pipefish) is the source of this 2355-nucleotide messenger RNA. It is a transcript of the gene foxm1, whose product is annotated as forkhead box M1. The record is from RefSeq and is a predicted model, not a curated record. Gene Ontology annotation, cellular component: nucleus. Bases 198 to 1886 code for a protein of 562 amino acids. Gene Ontology annotation, biological process: regulation of transcription by RNA polymerase II; G2/M transition of mitotic cell cycle; regulation of cell population proliferation. The transcript is spliced from 8 exons. Lineage: Eukaryota; Metazoa; Chordata; Actinopteri; Syngnathiformes; Syngnathidae. Gene Ontology annotation, molecular function: RNA polymerase II transcription regulatory region sequence-specific DNA binding; DNA-binding transcription factor activity.